GAUACAUUAGAGGGUUUCACAUUGAUUCGUCGUUAUCCAAAAGGGAUUUCGUUUCUGCUUUGCACUUUUAAGACACUCUUCUACUCUGUUGCCCCUUACAUGUAUGGCCUUAUGAUGAUGGCGCAGACCAUCAGUGUGUUCAUGACUGUGGGAGUGUCGGUGCAUCGCUACAUCGGCGUGUGUCAUCCGUACAAGUCAGUCGAGUGGCUUCCGAAGAAGCGUGUCACCACAUUCAUCAUCAGCCUCGUCGUAUUCAGUAUUCUAUUCAAUACUACACGCUUUUUUGAGGUCCAAGUGGCGAAUGUGUGCUGGCGUCUCAACAUCAAUUACUACAUGCCUUCUUUACAACCAACUGCACUGCGACUUUCAGACUUGUACAGGAAUAUCUUCUUCGGAUGGGCGUACACAAUAGUGAUGUAUGUGGUGCCGUUCAGCCUGCUUAUUGUCCUGAAUUCGCUGGUCCUUUCAGCGGUAAGACGCAGUCGUCGAAUGCAUAUGGUCAGUCAGGUGAGGCCGAUA
Ostertagia ostertagi is the source of this 519-nucleotide messenger RNA. The record is from the annotation of a GenBank genome assembly. Lineage: Eukaryota; Metazoa; Nematoda; Chromadorea; Rhabditida; Trichostrongylidae.